AUGUCGGCUGACGAGAAGAUUCGCGUCUCUGGCGAGACGCCUCGUGCGACUACUCCUGUUCUUCCUACGGUUAACCCUGGUCUCGAGAAGUCACAGUCUGCUCGCGCUUCAAUUCACCCUACUUUCUACGUUAUUGCAUGGAUUGGCUUUUCGUCGUCCGUCAUUCUGUUUAACAAAUGGCUUCUCGAUACCCUCAACUUCCGCUAUCCGGUCAUUCUAACGACUUACCAUUUGACCUUUUCGACCGUCGUCACCCAGGUUAUGGCACGAUGGACCCCCUACCUCGACGGCCGUAAGACUGUUAAGAUGACCACUCGCGUGUACUUCCGUGCUGUUGUCCCUAUUGGCAUCUUCUUCAGUUUGAGUUUGAUCUGCGGAAACUUGACAUACCUGUACCUUUCUGUGGCUUUCAUCCAGAUGCUCAAGGCCACUACUCCCGUCGCCGUCCUGAUCUCUAGCUGGAUUCUGGGUAUCUCUUCUCCCAACCUGAAGCAGUUCCUCAACGUCUCAGCCAUUGUCGUCGGUGUCAUCAUUGCGUCCAUGGGUGAAAUUCACUUUGUGACCGUUGGUGUUCUGUUCCAGAUGGGUGGUAUCGUUUUCGAGGCUCUCCGACUCACCAUGGUCCAGCGUCUUCUGAGCUCGUCCGACUACAAGAUGGACCCUCUGGUCUCUCUGUACUACUUCGCUCCCAUCUGCGCUGUCAUGAACGGUGUUGUUGCUCUCAUCUGGGAGAUUCCCCGAUGCUCAAUGGCUGAGGUUUACAACGUUGGCCUGUUCACUUUCUUCCUGAACGGUCUCUGCGCCUUUAUGCUCAACGUCUCUGUCGUCUUCCUGAUUGGCAAGACCUCUGCUGUUGUCCUCACCCUUUGCGGUGUUCUAAAGGAUAUCCUUCUGGUCAUUGCCUCCAUGAUGAUCUGGGGCACCCAGGUUUCUCCUCUCCAGUUCUUCGGCUACUCCAUUGCUCUGGGUGGUAUGGUUUACUACAAGCUCGGCUACGAGCAGAUCAAGGGCCACAUUGCUGAUGCAAGCCGACAAUGGGCUGAGUUUGGUGCUCGCAAGCCCAUUCUCCGCAAGGUCACCAUCAUCGUUGCCACUGCUUUCCUGAUCUUCACUCUGUUUGGCGGCCUUGCCCCCAGUUACUCUUCUGAGGUCGAUCCCGCCAAGCUGGCCAAUGAGGUGUCUAACCGCUUCGGCAUCAAUGAUGCUCAGCAUGUGUAA
Messenger RNA from Fusarium sp. VM40, 1218 nucleotides. NCBI's taxonomy places the organism in Eukaryota, Fungi, Ascomycota, Sordariomycetes, Hypocreales, Nectriaceae. The record is from the annotation of a GenBank genome assembly.